AUCAGAGUGAAGCACUGAGCGACUAUGAAGCCUGUGAGUGUCAAGUGAACUCAUGAAAAAUGGCGACGGAGGAGCCGGAAAUGAACUCAAAUUCUUGUAAGAGAGAAGAGGAUAACGCAGAAGAGAACAACCAGGAAAUCGUCGGCCUAGAGAGCUACAUCAAACACCCACUACAGAACAGAUGGUCUUUGUGGUUCUUCAAAAACGACAAGACUAAAACAUGGCAGGCAAACCUCAGACUGAUCUCCAAAUUUGACACUGUAGAGGAUUUCUGGGCGCUUUAUAACCACAUUCAGCUCUCCAGUAACUUGAUGUCAGGUUGCGACUACUCGCUUUUCAAGGAUGGUAUUGAGCCCAUGUGGGAAGAUGAGAGAAAUAAGAGAGGAGGCCGCUGGCUCAUCACUCUCAACAAACAUCAGAGGAGAUAUGACCUGGACCGCUUUUGGUUGGAAACUCUUUUGUGCCUCAUCGGCGAGGCCUUCGAUGACCACAGCGAUGAUGUGUGUGGUGCCGUAGUCAAUGUCCGAACAAAAGGAGAUAAAAUUGCUGUCUGGACAGCAGACUACGAGAACAGAGAUGCUGUAACACACAUAGGGAGAGUGUACAAGGAGCGAUUAGGCAUCCCAGUGAAUAUGACCAUUGGCUACCAGUCUCAUGCUGACACAGCCACUAAAAGUGGCUCCACUACUAAGAACAAGUUUGUGGUCUGAAAAACAUCAAGGGCCUGAAUCUUUUCUUUCUUUCUUUCUCUCUCUCUCUCUCUCUCUCUCUCUCUCUCUCUCUCUCUCUCUCCAUCCAUCCUGUCUCUUUCUCUGCCUCUUAAAACCAAAGCAAUAAAAACAGACUCAUACUACCAUAAACUCUUGCUAGUAGACUUUUCCCCAAAAGCCCUUCACAUACACAUAUCAACUUACACAAACUAUGAGUAUUGCGGUACAGGCAGAGUUGUGAAAUAAACAAAACCUCUGCUGCUUGUUACAUUUACACACACAUUUUGUAAUAGUAUUACUUUUGUAUCACCCUUACACUACAGCAGAUGUUCUCUUUUACCCAUCAAGAAACAUUUUCACUUUCAACGUUAAACAUUCACACUACAUAGUUUUGUUUACCCUUGUUUAAUCCUUCAAGUGGUGUUCAGAGUUUGUAAAAUAUGUAAUUUUCUUUUUUUUUUAAAUGUCAAUUUAUUUAAUGGCAGAUGAAAGGAAAUUUCUGUGUUCUUUUAUCUUUGCUGCUUCAGUGCCUAAUGAACAUAAACAUUUAUUCUAAUUAAUCCUCAACAUUUAAUUGAGAUACGUAUUUGGCCAUAGAGUGCAUGUAAUCAAGCUAAUCUUUAUAGAGCUGCCUUAUUUUCAGCAUUACCUUGAUUAAAUUUGGGGGUUGACAAUUCAAGAUUUUUUUUAUAUUGUGAAUUUUUCCAUGCAUCAUAAAUGUACAUUCCUUAAAAUAAUACUAAACUGGGAGACUUUUUGCAUUGCUGUAACAGAUGAAUUUUGCUUGUCUGGAUGUAAUUGGCUUAAAUUGGUUCUUUAGGUUUGUAGAUUAGAUUGAGCAUGAUCAUACAGUAUAUAGACCCUGAAAAAAAUAGAUUUAUGUUGAUUAAAUAUAUUUCAUGAAAAGGUUGAAAGGCGCCUCAAUAUUUAUCCCAGCUGUGUUGCAUGAACGUUAAUGGACUGUUAAUUGUCAAUUAAUGCUUAAUUAAUGGCCGGUACAACAAAAUCUCACUAAGGUGUAUCUUGGGCUCAUAGUAAAAAAAUAAAUAAAAAAAACUG
Molecule: messenger RNA, 1769 nt
Organism: Xyrauchen texanus (razorback sucker)
Lineage: Eukaryota; Metazoa; Chordata; Actinopteri; Cypriniformes; Catostomidae
Product: eukaryotic translation initiation factor 4E-1A-like
Exons: 7
Coding region: 60-710 (216 amino acids)
Biological process (GO): translational initiation
Cellular component (GO): eukaryotic translation initiation factor 4F complex; cytoplasm
Molecular function (GO): RNA 7-methylguanosine cap binding; translation initiation factor activity
Source: RefSeq, a predicted model, not a curated record